Molecule: messenger RNA, 6712 nt
Organism: Lampris incognitus (smalleye Pacific opah)
Lineage: Eukaryota; Metazoa; Chordata; Actinopteri; Lampriformes; Lampridae
Gene: atf6
Product: activating transcription factor 6
Exons: 16
Coding region: 128-2038 (636 amino acids)
Biological process (GO): endoplasmic reticulum unfolded protein response; regulation of transcription by RNA polymerase II
Cellular component (GO): nucleus
Molecular function (GO): DNA-binding transcription factor activity, RNA polymerase II-specific; RNA polymerase II cis-regulatory region sequence-specific DNA binding
Source: RefSeq, a predicted model, not a curated record
UACGUUUGCCACUAUUUCCGAUAACAAACAGCCGCGUUAUGAAUAGUUCUUAGGUUGGCGAGCCGACGAUUCACUCGUAGCGUUAACGUUUUACUCCGACAUCGGUCACUAAUGUAUUCGAGGGAGAAUGUCAUCCGACUCAACUGUAGACUUCGAAAAUCACCAAUAUCGCACCAUGAUGAACAGUGAUGACACUGGCGUCAUGUCCAUCGACCAGGGUGGCGAGUGGGACAUCACCCUGUUUGAUGAAUUGGAAAACCUGGGAGGUUCAGAUGAGUUUCUCAAAGCCCUGGAGUAUGCUGGCUAUGAUACUGAUAUUCCUAACCUGGACUUUGACCUGGACUUGACUCCCUGGAACCAAGACAGCCCCUGCACCGAUGGUGAGGUGAGUGUGGACUCUCUGUCACCUGCCCACACCCUGAGCUCCGUCUCCUCCCCUGCCUCAGUGGAAGCCUUGUCACCGUACUCAUUAUCAGAUGAGGUCCUGUCUCUACAGUCCCUGCUGUCACCAGUCUCGGUCUGCUCAGACUCCAGUGGCUUCUCAGAGGUCCCCCCACCAGCCAAGAAAGCCCCAAAGAAGAACAGCGAAGCCACGCGAGCUAGAGCAGCUCAGCCAGCGAAAAGGCCCAUCCAGUUUAACCCCAAGGUGUCCAUCCAACCUAAGCCGGUGGUGACAGCCGUACCUCUGGCCCACGCUGCAGCGCCCCUGCAGACCAAGUUCAUCAUACAGACCGUGCUGCCGCUGGUCAAACCAGCUCCGGUCAGCAUUCAGCCAGCGCCUCCUGCAGGCAAACCUGUGGUGUUGCCUCAGUCGGGCCAGGUGCUUCAGAUCCAGACGCCACCGGCCAUCACCAGCCACGUGGUCAACAUGCCAACACUGAGCCAGAAACGCCCAGCCCCCAUCGCGGGUCCUCCGAUGGUCUCCGUCUCGCUCAGAACCCCCUCAGACGAUGACUCAAUGGUGUCCCAGAGGCAGCAGCGGUUGAUUAAGAACCGCGAGUCUGCGUCCCUGUCUCGGAAGAAGAAGAAGGAUUACCUGCUGGCGCUGGAGGCUCGUCUGAAGGUGACACUGUCUGAGAAUGAGGCGCUGAAGCAUGAGAAUGGAAACCUGAAGAAACAGCUUGAGGGACUUCUGUUUGAGAACACAGCCCUCAAGUCUUCAGCCCCCAAGCGUAAAGCUGUGUGCGUCAUGGUGGUUCUGGUGUUCCUCGUGCUCAACGUGGGACCCAUGAGUCUCUUCCAGAGUGGCCUCAGCUCCACGCUGUCGACCGGCUCCGCGCAGCACAGCGGCCGUCACCUGCUGGGCUUCUCCCCAGAGACAGAGGCCGGGGUGGGCCCCGAGCCCCUCGGUAGCAGCCCCCCUCAGACAGCUGACAGCUCAGAAGAUAAGGCCUUGAUGGUGGUGAAGGACCCUGAGUUCCUCAGGCCCCCUGCUCCCUGCCAGCCACCUAUCAACAGGACCAAGUGCAUGGAGUUGGCCCAUGAGUUGAGAGGUUGGGUCCACCGGCACGAGGUGGAGCAGACCAAAUCAAGGCGAAUGAGUAAAGGCCACCACAAACCCACCAGGACCAUCUUGAAAGCAGAGGAUAAGGAGGAUGACAUUGGCCGGAUAGUAACAGUCCAAUACACAGAAACCUCAGAGGAGAACAGGAAUCCCGGCAGUGAGCUGCAGGUGUACUACGCCCCUCAUCGCACCUACAGCGACUUCUUCGACGAAAUCAACCGUCGCGGGGACACAUUCUACAUCGUGUCUUUCCGCAGGGAUCACCUCCUGCUUCCUGCCACCAGCCACAACAAGGGAAGUCGGCCCAAGAUGUCCGUGGUGCUGCCGGCUAUGAACACAAACGACAGCAUAAUAAGAGACGAGGAGUUCCAGGUGAUGAUGCAGAUCGACUGCGAGGUCACAGACACCAGGAUCCUUCACAUCAGGUCCUCCAGCAUCCCGCCUCUGCUGCGAGUCAACCGCACUGACUACCAGUCCCCCCCACCUGACAGCCAGCCCAUGCCUCCGGUUGGGGUUCUCAUGGGUUCCGCAUAAGAUCACCAUCUCUUUGGUUCUUUUGUUGUUUUUUUUUGGGGGGGGGGUUUGUUUUAGGGGAUGGUUUGAUAAAGCUGAUGUAUAAUUCCACAGUUUCCCGCCAACUUUCUUUCUCGGCAUUGAUAUCCGGAGGUAGGUUAUCUUUAACAGGGUCCUGGAAGUGGAUGACUCAUUCCUUGUGUGGCAACACCAGCUUCUCGCUGUGACCCCCAGACGCCCCACUCAAGGGUAAUUGCCGCGCGGUGGGGUGCAGAGGGUUGAACCCUGAGCGACCCCAUCAUAACACAAAUAACUAAGACCCUGCCGCAGCCCUCUUCCAGUCUGCCGAGUUUUUUUUGUUUUUUUGGUUGUUAUUGUCUGGCGGAGCUGCAAAGCCGGGACGUGUCAGAAAUGUCUCACUGAAAAGUUCAUGUCAGUUGUUGGGUUUCUUUAAGCUUAGCCAGAAAAUGCAAAUUGUUCUUUUCCCCCCACUGUUGGCUCAUCUCUUAUAUGUGGGAUUUUUUUGCGCUGCUCUUCUUCAAGAACAUGUUUUUUGUUUGUCAGAUAGGAAAAUAUUAAUCAGAGAAUGAUAAAGAUUGAAUUAUUGAGCACCAGGUCAGCGGUGAGGCAGCUUGUAAGGGAAAGGGUACAUUUUUCCUCAAAUAAAUAAAGACUCCGCUUGGGAAUGGUGGUGGAUGAAGCCAUGCGGGGGUUGUCCUCAUAGUCGUAGGCUAGUUUGUUGCAAACAUUUUCUCAUCAUAAGUUCUUAGACUCCUUAUUGCAGUUGAAGUAGUUGUUUUAUUUGAGACCGAGACACUGACCAGCCAAAACAUUAAAACCACUGACAGGUAAGUGGCGAGCACUGAUUAUUUGGUGACAGUGGUACUUGUCAAGCGGUGGGAUGUAUUAGGCAGCAAGUCAACAGGAAGUUCUUCCCCUCCCCCUUUUUCUCCCCAAUCGUACCUGUCCAGUUACCCCACUCUUUGGAGCCGUCCCGGUCGCUGCUCCACCCCCUCUGCCGAUCCGGGGAGGGCUGCAGACUACCACAUGCCUCCUCUGAUACAUGUGGUGUCACCAGCUGCUUCUUUUCACCUGACAGUGAGGAGUUUCGCCAGGGGGACGUGGCGUGUGAGAGGAUAACGCUAUUCCUCCAGUUCCCCCUCCCCCCGAACAGGUGCCCCGACUGACCAGAGGAGGCGCUAGUGCAGUGACCAGGAAACAUACCCACAUCCGGCUUCCCACCCGCAGAUGCGGCCAGUUUCUGUAGGAAUGCCCGAGCAAGUUGGAGGUAACAGGGGGACUCGAACCAGCGAGCCCCGUGUUGGCAGGCCAUGGAAUGGACUGCCACGCUACCCGGACGCCCUGAACAGUCAGUUGUUGAAGCAGGAAAAAUGGGCACGUGUAAGGAUCUGAGUGAGUUUGAGAAGGGUCAGAUUGUGAUGGCUAGACGACUGGGUCAGAGCAUCUCCAAAACAGCAGGUCUUAUGGGGUGUUCCCGGUAUGCAGUGGUCAGUACCUACCAAAAGUUGUCCAACGAAGGACAACCGGUGAACCGGCAACAGGGUCGUGGGCUCCCAAGGCUCAUUGAUGCACGUGGGGAGCAAAAGCUAGCCCGUCUGGUCCGAUCCCACAGAAGAGCUACUGUAGCUCAAGUUGCUGACAAAGUUAAUGCUGGCUAUGACAGACAGGUGUCAGAACACACAGUGCAUCACAGCUCGCUGUGUACGGGGCUGUGUAGCUGCAGACCGGUCAGUGCCUCUGAUGACUCCUGUCGACCGCUGAAAGCGCCUACAAUGGACACGUGAGCGUCAGAACUGGACCAUGGAGUGAUGGAAGAAGGUGGCCUGGUCUGAUGAAUCACGUUUUCUUUUACGCCAUGUGGACAGCCGGGUGCGUGUGCGUCAUUUACUUGGGGAAGAGAUGGCACCAGGAUGCACUAUGGGAAGAAGGCAAGCCGGCAGAGGCUGCCGGAAUGACGCUCGGGGCAAUGUUCUGCUGGGAAACCCUGAGUCCUGGCCUUCAUGUGGAUGUUAUUUUGACACGGACCGCCUCCCUCGACAUCGUUGCAGACCAGGUACCCCCCUUCAUGACGAUGGUAUCCCUGAUGGCAUGGCGUCGGGGUAAUGUGGUGGCUGAUUGGUGUGGACUCAGGACUAACCACUGUUUUGGCGGCAGUAAACACAGAAUCCAUAUGCUUUUUCUCAGCAUUGGCUGGAUGAAGGAUUUCUGUUUGUUUUUGGUUCUCUAUUUGUGCUGUGUUUCACUUGCAGUGCUUAAUAGAUCCGAGUGCAUAUUGAUAUGAAUGUUGUGUAAUCAUUACCCUUCUCUGGGAACGCAAGCCGCAUGUCCACAGUCCUACCUAAAGCAAAGGUUCAUCACCGAAGGUUGAAUCGGUUCACCUGGACACAGCGUUUGUGGACAGACAGGUCUCAUCACUCAUCUAAUGCCCCUUUUCCACUACAUGGUACUGCCUCGGCUCGACUCGACUCGGCUCACCCUUUUUUUGUUUUCCAUUACUGGAAAGUACCGGCAUUUGGGUAACCAAUACUACUUUUAUUUUUCUCUUUUGUAUUACCGCCUUUGUCGAGGUUCCAAAACCGGAGCGGGUACACUGAGAGGGUACCGUUACAGGAACGGAAAACGACACAGAAGCGAGUCGAGUCGACGUGAGGCAGUACCAUGUGGUGGAAAAGGGGCAUAAGUGACCUCUUCAGUCUCAGCUGACUGCAGGUAUCCCCCCCGCCAUAAACAAUACAGUGGCAUAACGACCCAAACCAACGAUCGGUUUCAUAUGCAAACCGCGGGGGGGAGGGGGCUAAGAUUACGUCAGUCACCAUUUUAGCUGUGAUUGCAUCAUUCCCAAGAAGGUCCUGAGCUCGAGCCCCGGGAUAGUCCAACCUUGGGGGUCGUCCCGGGUCGUCCUCUGUGUGGAGUGUGCAUGUUCUCCUCGUGUCUGCAUGGGUUUCCUCCGGGUGCUCCGGUUUCCUCCCACAGUCCAAAGACCUGUAGGUCAGGUGACUCGGCCGUACUACAUUGUCGCUAGGUGUGAAUGCGUGUGCGUGUGUGUGUGUGUGUGUGUGUGUGUGUGUGUGUGUGUGUGUGUGUGUGUGUGUGUGUGUGUGUGUGUGUGUGUGUAUUGGCCCUGUGAUGGACUUGUGGCCUGUCCAGGGUGUCUCCCCGCCUGCCGCCCAAUGACUGCUGGGAUAGGCUCCAGCGUCCCCGCAGCCUGAGAGCAGGAUAAGCGGUUUGGAUGAUGGAUGGAUGCAACAUUCCCGCGUCCUGUGUGAGUAGUACACAUGGCCGUUGAAAGUUUAGUUAAUGCUCGCGGUAAUUUGCCGUGAAUCGAACACAUUGUGUGUCGUUGGCUCGACAUGCGGAGCCAAUCUCCUUCGGAGUCCGUUGGUUAACUCCUUACUGGUGUGGAAACGUAGGUCGAUUUCAUUCCCUGGCUCAUGUCAGAAGCAGGGAGGUCCGACGUUCUGCAGACAAAACCGUUGUCGUGUGCGAGGCACGACUUCAGCCUGGGAUUCUCCCUCUUCCAGCUGACUCACACUUCGUCAGAAGUGCACUUGCAGAAAGCCAUUGCUUCAGUUCGCCGUAUUGAAACAUGUUGUAGUUAAGUGGGUGUUGUUGGGAUGUUGUCUGAUGAUGUGUGCGACUUACUCUCAACUUCUGCCUACACGCUGUGCAAUGACGGUGUCGGUGUUACUUCCUGUGACGGUGCGUGCUGCUUCCUGUGGUGGGGUGCGGGGUCUUGUUCCGUAUGACGAGCAGAAGGCCGCUGUUGAGGAGAGCUUGUCUUGCUCUUAACACGGUGUCCUGCUGGUUUUAAGGUGUGAUACCCUAUGUACUCGUCUGUCCCAAAACAUACCAUGCUUCUUCUUACUGUCAUGCAAAAACAGCUCUAGUGUGUCUCAAAAGACCCCCUAAAGUACACUAAAACACUGUCGUUUUGUGUGUGCAAAAACACCUCUAGUGUAUUUCAAAAGACCCCCCUAAAGUACACUAAAACGGUGUCGUUUUGUGUGUGCAAAAACAGCUCUAGUGUGUCUCAAAAGACCCCCCUAAAGUACACUAAAACGGUGUCGUUUUGUGUGUGCAAAAACAGCUCUAGUGUGUCUCAAAAGACCCCCCUAAAGUACACUAAAACAGUGUCGUUUUGUGUGUGCAAAAACACCUCUAGUGUGUCUCAAAAGACCCCGCUAAAGUACACUAAAAUGGUGUCGUUUUGUGUGUGCAAAAACAGCUCUAAUGUGUCUCAAAAGACCCCGCUAAAGUACACUAAAACGGUGUCGUUUUGUGUGUGCAAAAACAGCUCUAGUGUGUCUCAAAAGACCCCGCUAAAGUACACUAAAACGGUGUCGUUUUGUGUGUGCAAAAACAGCUCUAGUGUGUCUCAAAAGACCCCCCUAAAGUACACUAAAACGGUGUCGUUUUGUGUGUGCAAAAACAGCUCUAGUGUGUCUCAAAAGACCCCCCUAAAGUACACUAAAACGGUGUCAUUUUGUGUGUUCAUAUAAAAAGCCUGCCAUGUUUAUGUGUGUUGUUCUUGUCAGUUGCAGAAGUGGAGAACAAUAAAGUUUUAACGGCUCCUGGUGCGUGUGUAUUCAGGGACAAAUGAAGAAUAAAGUGAACAUUUUGUUGGAUAUGUUAUUUUGUAUCGCCAGAUUUGUGUGUCAAUAAAACACUGGAUUU